This is a messenger RNA of Lolium rigidum, 1240 nucleotides long. RefSeq names its product late embryogenesis abundant protein 19-like. Bases 379 to 966 code for a protein of 195 amino acids. The transcript has 2 exons. NCBI's taxonomy places the organism in Eukaryota, Viridiplantae, Streptophyta, Magnoliopsida, Poales, Poaceae. The record is from RefSeq and is a predicted model, not a curated record.
GUUUAAAGAAGAAAGACAAUGCACUGCAACGGUGCUAUCCACUCGAUCUCGUAACUGAACUUGUCUUUCCACUUGUUUACUUGUCCUUCUUCGUCUUCUCCUUGGCUUUUUUAAUUGAGUUCAACCGAAUCAUCCCAUGAUAUGUCCAGGGCUCCAGGCUUCGCGAAGGUACGGAGGCGUGUCCUCUCUGCGUGUCCGUCGUGUUCGACUGUUCUCGGCCCCUCGACGUGUCCCCGCUUGCUGUCCCGCAGCUGCGGCCUAUAUAAUCUAAAGCAGGGCAGAUCAAUCGAAGCCAAGUCAAGCAAUAGCCCAAGUAAUCUUGUUUUCAGAGUGAAAUUUGCAGUUGUUCUCAGUUCGUGUUCGUAGUGUACGUGAGAGAUGGCAUCCAACCAGGAGCAGGCGAGCUACCGCGUCGGCGAGGCCAAGGGCCACACCCAGGAGAAGACGGGGCAGGUGAUGGACGCGGCCAAGGACAAGGCGUACGAGGCCAAGGACCGGGCGGCGGGCCUGGCGGGGAACGCGUCCGGCCAGGGGCAGGGCGCCACGGAGGCCGCCAAGCAGAAGGCCGGCGAGGCCAAGGACAAGACCUCCGAGACGGCGCAGGCGGCCAAGGACAAGGCUGCCGGGACGGCGCAGGCCGCCAAGGACAGGACGACGGAGACGGCACAGGCCGCCAAGGACAAGACCGUCGAGAGCAAGGACCAGACCGGCAGCUUCCUCGGCGAGAAGACGGAGCUGGCGAAGCAGAAGGCGGCCGAGACGGCGCAGUACGCCAAGGACUCCGCCGUGGCUGGCAAGGACCAGACCGGCAGCGUCCUCCAGCAGGCCACCGAGACGGUGAAGGGCGCGGUGGUGGGCGCCAAGGACGCGGUGGUGAACACGCUGGGGAUGGGCGGCAACAACGCCAGCAACGGCGCCGCCAAGGACACCACCAGCGUCACCGAGAAGAUCACUGGGGAUCACUAGAUGAAUGCUUUGCAGCUUAAUUUGCUCUCCUUUCAUUCCUUCUCAUACAUUUUCAUAAUUUCCAAGCACACAUUUGGUUGCAGCUUUGCUUUUGGUGUAUUUACGUGUCUAGAGCCUGUAUGGUAUGGAUGUUGUAUGGUCGAGUCCGGCGAUGAUGUCUGAAUUCUUUUUUAUUCGUCAGCCAUCUCAGUUUCAAAUUCCAGUACGCUGUAAUAAAAAAAUAUCAAGGUGGUACUUCAAUUUACAUGUACGGUAUGUUGCCAUGGUUUGUUUA